Molecule: messenger RNA, 3982 nt
Organism: Paralichthys olivaceus (Japanese flounder)
Lineage: Eukaryota; Metazoa; Chordata; Actinopteri; Pleuronectiformes; Paralichthyidae
Source: RefSeq, a predicted model, not a curated record
UUCAAAUGGCCUUUGCAUCCCACAGGCCAAGCUACAAUUUUGGAGAAAAAGGGGUUUCUUAACUUACCGUUGCAGAUUUUGCAACUUAACCCAGCCUGUAGCUUUGGGUAUGGAUAUCUCCAGUCUGGCCAUUGCUGUAGGCCCUACCUAUCCCAGGUCUCACCCGCUGUAAUUCCCAAGUAUUGUCAGACUUGAAAAACUUGCUUAAUUGUUUCAGCAGAAUUUAGUGAAAGUAAAAUCCUGUUGAAGGCAUUUUUAUAGAUGUUGGUCACUCUGCUGUGAUGUUGACAUGAUACUCAGGAACACUUUUAUAAGUCAUCACUUAAACCUUUUUAAGAUUCUAUAAAUACAUUAUUUUCUGUACAAACAUGUUGGCAGGUGAUACGCACUUUGACAGUUGCUCAAGUGCCUCUUUGAAGACAUUUAAUCUUUUCCUACUGCUGCAUGCCAUAAAAACUGAUCCUUAGAACAGUUACUCUGGACUUCUGGACUGUGAGCAUGAAUUUCUACUUUUCUUUUUCUUUUCUUUUUUACUUUAAACUGUCAAGUUAAAGGCUUUUGGUCUUGGACCCUAUUUUUAUAUAUAGGAAAAUGGUGAUAAAUGCAGGUGUAAAUGCAAAUCCAAAAGAAUAAUCCUACCUGAAAGACAAAUCUGGAGAUGAACUUGUUUGCAUUGUGAUUGGAUCUCAGCCACAUCAUCUGAACAUCUGUCAGUGAAGUCACCCUCCUCAGAAUAAUAUCUGGCCACCGUCUUUCUGCUACCUAUCCUCCACGUCAAAAAGCUAAAGGCAACUUCCUCUGCAAAGAUGGACACCCAUACAGCAGCAUGGCUCUAUUAAAACUACUGCUAUCUGCAAUAGUAAUUGCAAAUGUCAAACCUAGCAUUAAUGUUUGCUAGUUAGUGUUCCCCACUAUUUUGCCCGUCUGCUAUCUGGACCAUCUAGACCUGACCAAGAAAUGGCUUGGCACAGUGCCCCUGUAAAACUGCCUUUUUUUUUUGUAGGUAGACAAUUCUUUUUGACUAGGUUUACUGUUUUCCAGUCUCUAUGCUUGGUUUGUUUGUUGCUAUCAUCUUCAUAAAAGCCAUCAACCUUCUCUUCUAACUGUCUGCAAGACACAGAAAGUGUGGAUGUAUGAAUACAUACAUAACAUGUGUUUGCUUGUUUCCUGGAGUGUACAGUUCCUUGGACAAGUGAUAAAAUUUGUCUCAGUUAUGCAGCUGGGUACACAUAUUGUGCUUUGUGUUUACAUGAAGUUAGUUUCUGCCUCAAUCCUUCAGGUACAACACAGAAGGUGUAUGUACAGCAUGUGGUCACAGGCGCUAUGUUUUCUUUCAGUUUAGCUGCACCAUGUUAGAUAAGUCUGCCCACUCAAAUUACAAAAUAAAAUCAGUUGUAGGAGUGAAAAUUAAGCCCCGUCAGUGACAUAUGAAAGUUCUCAGCUUUAGGUUUAUGGGUGUGCACAGAUUGUGGUCAUUCCAGUUUGUUUGUGUGUCAGGUGAGAGGAGUGUGCUGCAGUAGAAGGGUGUGAUUAAUUGGUGGGUUGAGACAGGAAAAUGCUGAGGGGUGUGUUUGAUCCAUGAUGCUUUAAUCUAUUUAUUGCUGCCUCAUGAUUGGAAUCAGCAGCAGAUGUAUUCCUCUGUGCAUAUGAAAGAGGGUGUGUGUUUGUGUCAACUGAAUGACUAUUGCACAGAUGAUGCCUAAUUUGAAACAGGCCAGUCCUGCUCUGUGUGGAAUAACUUCUGCCUCAGCUUGUAAAUAGAAUUAAUCUACAUGAUGUUGCAGCACAAAGAUUUAUUACUGUGUGAUUUUCUAAAUUCAGUAAGUACCUCCAUUGGGGUCAUGUGCAGUCAAUUUAAGAGGCUCUGCCAUCACUCAGACUGAAUAUUUUCAUUUUAUCAGUUUGUGUGACUGAUACUGGCUUGGUUACAGCUGUCCUUUUAUGUGCAGCAUCUUUGUAUGUGUUUCUCAGUGUAGCAGUAACUGGACUUUAAUCAAACUAUGCUCAAACUUUUCUGGGAUUCUCCCUUUUUUGCUGACAUAAUUCAUUUAAAUUUUAUUUGUAUAGCGCCAAAUCAUAAUGUAGAUUAUCUCAAGGUCAAGACCAUACAUUUUUUUUAAUAUAGAGAAACCCAACAGUUCCCACAAUGAGCAGCACUUUGGCGACUGGAGAGAAAAGAAGAAGUUGAUGCAUUAAAAACACUUUGGCCUUGCCUUGACCUUGGCUAAUAUACAUAUUACUUUGGUCACAAAAACACUUACAAUCUGUGAAACCUUCAUAAACAACCCUAUUUUGAGAAUAUUGCCAUUGUUGACUGUGAAAAAGAUCUACCUGGCUCAAUUAGAUUCUUCCGAGCAGUAUUUCAUCUCUUGUUGAUGCCUAGUAAAGUAACUGUUUUACAGCAACAGUGUGUAUCUCAUACAAAACUUCAGUUGUAGUUGAGUAACAUCGAUUGAUCCAUGGUGUGUAACAUUAAUGCUGGUAUGGGAUUUAAAGUAUUCCAGUGACGUAACUGAUGUCUUGUUCUUGUGUAACGUCAGAUGAAAAACCAGGUGACACAGACAGAAGAGGAGCUAAGAAAGAGACCCCUCCAAUAAAGGAUGUGGGCUGGAAGCUGCGAGAUGCUCUAAAGCAGCAGCUGGCCAUCAUCCACGAACGUGUGGAGGCCAAGAAGCUCGCCAAGCUGGCCCUGGCUGAAGUCAGACAGCUCCUGGCCAAGGAGGAGGAGGAGGAGAAGCUGGAUGUGGGGAGGAAGGAAAUGAAAGCCAGGGUGAAGGAAAGAGUCUCUGCCAGACUGAAGGAGGAAGAGGAGAAGAUGGAGAAAGAACAGAUGGAGAAUGCUCUGGAGAAACUACGACAGGAAAAAGCGAAACAACUGGAUGAGAUAAAGACAGAGGAGAGCAAGGAAGAGGGAGAGAAGUCAAAGAAAGGAGAGGAGGAAAAGGAAGAGGGGGGAGGAAGGAAAGCACAGGAGGAGAGGGGUAGAGGGAGAGAAUCUGGCAGAGAAAAAAGGAAGAAAAGCAAAGACAGUGGAGGCAAGAAGUGAUGACAGAGGUGCCAGUGUUAUUCAAUCAUUAUUAGUUCAAAAUAAAAUCUUCUCAGAUUUAUAUACCUGUUCUACUUCAAUUCAAUAUAAAUCUAAACUAAACCUUAGUCAUUUUUACAACGGUUUUUGUACAUCGACUCAUAUUCAGAAACUAACAUUUGCAAAGUUUGGUCUCUUUUCAUCCCAAAAAGGUGAAGGACAAUUUAAGCAUUAAUGCUUCAAAAUCAUUGUUUUGGUAUACGUACCAAUAUUUGGUGGUAUUAUUUCAAUGACACCUCCCUCUGUUUGGUUGAUGUUUAGAUCAGGGGUUGUCAGCUGGCCCACAUAUAUCACCACUAUGACCAUCAUGGUGCACCCAUUGGAUAUUACUGAGUUUAAUACGAUUUUAGAAUAUUGAAAGAAAAACAAAUUUGCAGUCAAGAAAUAUAAUGCAACAAAAUUAAACAUGUUAGUAAAGCACAUUGUUAAUUGGACUCCCUAACAGCAAAACCUUAGCAUGCUCUCUUUCCAGCUCGGUUAAUUUAAUAUAUUAUGUGUCAUAAUUGCCUUUGGCCAUGCUCUGGAUUGUGCUAGCCACCUUAGCUCUCUGUGCUACCAGAAAAAUGAAGAGUCUCAAGGGACCUGCAAAAACCAGGGUACCAGGGCUGCUUUCAAACAUGUGCUGCGAUGCUAGGACUCAAACUGCAUGGGUCCAAAAUGGUAUUGAUAUCAACUAUGAGACACUUAAGUGUGGUUGGAUUUGUAUAGAUUGAAAUUAAUAGUGUGUUUUACUUGAUUUAGGGAGAUUUGUGUUCCACUAUCUUCAAGUUUUUGUCUUUUGUCAAUAAAGUGUCUGGAUCCAUGACUUUCUCAUGUUUUUUUGUUCUUAAUUCAUAAAUUAUGAGUGUGUUAAGAGGUACAGAAAUGGAGAUCACACUUAACUUUUUUGACAUCCAG